Messenger RNA from Spathaspora passalidarum NRRL Y-27907, 964 nucleotides. RefSeq names its product mitochondrial 37S ribosomal protein PET123. The transcript has a single exon. The coding region runs from base 13 to 927 and encodes 304 amino acids. Lineage: Eukaryota; Fungi; Ascomycota; Pichiomycetes; Serinales; Debaryomycetaceae. The record is from RefSeq and is a predicted model, not a curated record.
GUAGAUUCAAUCAUGGGAAACAAGUUGUUGAAAUAUGGUGGGAAAUCUGGUAUCCUCCCCAAACACCGUCCUAUAUUUAAAUCGCCAAUUCGUCAGCCAACACCCUACGAAUUAGCCGAACACGCCAAGAUCGAACAAGGUAUCGUUGAAGCUUUGCCUGUCCCUAAACACAAGAACGGUAAGGAGUUACAACGAGUCCAGCCAUUCAAGAAAGUCAUUACUGUUGAUGAAAGAAUCCAGCACAUUAUCGAACGUGCUGCCGAGAAAGAUUCCAAGAUUGAUACUUCCAAGCUCACUGAUGAACAAAAGUGGAAGUUGAAGCGAGACGCUAUUCGUCGUGAAUUCUUGCGUGAGGCUUAUGUUCUUGAAGCCAAGAGAUUAGAAGAGAUUGAUAGACGUAGUGAGAAAUUGAGAAUCAAAGAACAACAAAAGAAGGAAGCUGAAGAAAGAGAAUUGCUUAAACAAGAAGAAGAAAAUGCUAAUGUGGGUAUUCCAACCGUGGAAAAGUUAUUGACUGAAGGUAUGAUGCGACCAAGAACCGAAGAAGAAAAGGAAUUACUACAAGCCAAGAGAGUAUUGAACUGUCAUGCUAAGGAAUUAAUCCAAAAGGAAGCCAGAGCCAACAACUUGUUGGAUUUAUACCAUGCUGCAGGAAAUUUCAUCACCACCGAAGCCGAAUUAGAUGAAGCUAUUCACAAGGCAUUCGAAGUCGAUUUAGGUAAGUUUGUCACCAAUGAAACCUCCAUCGAAGCUAAAUUACAAACUCCAAACCUUGCAUACUUGACAGUCAAGAUGAAUGAACUGUUGAUUACCGACCAAGUCUUGGGUGAAAUCAACGGUAAACCGGGCUUGGACCAAGUCAAGGAGAUUUUAAGUGGGGAGACCGAAAAGACCAAGAGAGAAGUUCAAAUGAAUUUAGAUGUGUAAAUAGUCAUGUAAAUAAAACAACCGUAUUGUCAGCCUU